Messenger RNA from Wasmannia auropunctata (little fire ant), 3229 nucleotides. Its product is annotated as sodium-independent sulfate anion transporter-like. Gene Ontology annotation, biological process: transmembrane transport. NCBI's taxonomy places the organism in Eukaryota, Metazoa, Arthropoda, Insecta, Hymenoptera, Formicidae. The transcript has 12 exons. Gene Ontology annotation, molecular function: sulfate transmembrane transporter activity. The record is from RefSeq and is a predicted model, not a curated record. Bases 330 to 2579 code for a protein of 749 amino acids. Gene Ontology annotation, cellular component: membrane.
GAAGGGGCGCGUACGGAGGUAUGUACGGGGAUCACGAACGCGACGCGGCGCGCGACGCGACGAAUGGAUUGAUGAUUUAGUGAUCGUCUUCGAUGAGCGAACGAGAAAUGAUCUCUGCUAUUAGCGAGCCUCGCAUCGGCGACGCAAUUAAAAUGCAUGUCGUUUAGGUACGUAAUAAUUCUCACGCGAAAUUUGUUUACUUCACCGAGGAGAGGACUCUCGCGAGUCGCGGCCGCGUCGUACGCGUCAGCGCCACAUCUGUAAUCUGAAAAAAGAAGGAUUGAGGAUGCCACGAACACGACGCAGCGCGCGACGCCACGAAUGGAUUGAUGAUUUGGCGAUCUUCGACGAACGAACGAGAAAUGCUCUCUGCUAUUAGCGAGCCUCACAUCGACGACGCAAAAUGCGUGUCGUUUAGGGUCGCUGUGCGAACGAGCACCCGACAGGAUGGAGUCCACCUGAGGAGAAGGCUCUUACAUAUCGGUCCGCGCGUUUAUAUAUUCGUUCACGCGUUCCGUCCGAAUUGUCCGCACUUCGUCUGCUCCUCUCGUCGAUCCCCGAGAGACCGCGCCAUGUCCAAGUACAACGUCAACGAGGAGCACGACAUGGAGAACCGCAGGGAGGUCACGCUGACCGGUUUCAGCAGCAACGCGCUCGACGACGUUCUUCGCAGCAACAACAAUGAGCCGAAUGCGCUGAACAGCAAUCCCAGCAGCGCUCACGCCAUCACCAAAGACGCGAAGAUUGUCAAUCUCGAGGUUCCACAAGAUUCUGGCACGAGUGGUCUAUGUACAUCCGGAAGAAGAUGGUUCUAUCGACGGGUUAGAAGGUCUUGCAGGAAGAAGCUGCUAUUCAAGAGAAUACCGAUCUUAACGUGGCUGCCGAAUUACCGGAAGGAAUACGUGGUGAGCGAUCUAGUAGCUGGUAUCACCGUAGGCCUCACCGUCAUACCGCAAGCCAUAGCAUACGCUAACGUCGCGGGAUUACCGUUACAGUAUGGACUCUAUUCAUCUUUCAUGGCCUGUUUCGUGUACACAAUUUUCGGCUCUUGGAAAGACGUGCCUGUCGGGCCAACCGCAAUCGCCGCGAUUUUAACGAGAGAAACUUUACAAAAGGCCCAUCUAGGACCCGAUUUCGCAGUGUUGCUGUGUUUCAUUUCAGGCUGCGUCUCCUUAUUAAUGGGCAUUUUACAAUUAGGAUUCUUACUGGAUUUUAUAUCGGGACCAGUAUCGGUUGGUUUCACGUCGGCGGCGUCGAUUAUCAUCGCCACCAGUCAAGUAAAAGAUAUUCUUGGGCUCAAAGUUUCCGGUACCAAGUUCAUGCAGGUCUGGCAAAGUAUCUUCGAGCAUAUCGGCGAGACGAGACUUUGGGACGCCGCUUUGGGAAUUGUCUGCAUAAUCGUUCUUCUACUUCUCCGAAAGGUAAAGGAUUUGCCGGUGGCGCCGAAAAAUACUAAAGUACCAUCGCGGCUUCAACAAGUUAUCACAAAGUCGUUCUGGCUGAUCUCCACUGCCAGAAACAUUAUCAUUGUGAUCGUCUGCGCGGUGAUGUGCUUUCUCCUCGAGAAGCACUUGGGAGAAUCACCCGUCAUUUUAACGGGCCACGUGAAGCAAGGACUACCGGAAUUCCGUUUGCCACCUUUCGAAGCUCAGGUCGGGAAUGAGACCUACACUUUCAUCGACAUGAUUUCCGCUCUGGGCACUGGCUGUCUAGUCGUUCCCAUGCUAAGCCUGCUAGAAACCAUCUCAAUCGCCAAAGUUUUCUGCGAGGGUAAGUCGAUAGACGCGACUCAGGAAAUGUUGGCGUUGGGUGCGUGCAACGUGAUAUCCUCGUUUGUAUCAUCAAUGCCCGUAAGCGGCGGCCUCAGCCGAGGCGCGGUCAACCACUCGUCCGGGGUGAAGACGACGCUCGGUGGAGUUUACACUGGACUAUUAGUGCUCAUAUCGUUGCAGUUUCUCACACCCUAUCUGUACUAUAUACCCAAGGCCACCCUGGCGGCCGUCAUCAUUGCCGCGGUCGUCUUUAUGGUGGAGCUUCAUGUGGUGAAGCCAAUGUGGCGAAGCAAAAAAAUUGAUCUCAUACCGGCCAUAACUACGUUCCUGUGUUGUCUUUUCAUACGACUCGAACUGGGCAUCGUGAUCGGCAUCGGUAUAAAUCUUUUGUUCCUACUUUAUGCCUCGGCCAGACCGACGUUACGAGUUCAUAAAGCUACGAGUAUUAGUGGUUGUGAAUAUCUUGUCAUAACUCCGGAUCGGAGUCUGGUGUUUCCAAGCGUCGAGUACGUACGAGCCGUCAUUAGCAAGCAGGGCUUACGAGAGGGUACCGCCGUGCCCGUGGUAAUAGAUUCUACGCAUAUCCAGGCAGCUGAUUUCACCGCUGCAAGGGGUAUCAAGACUUUGAUAGAGGAUUUUACUAAACGGGGCCAACCAUUAAUCUUUCAUAACUUGAAACCGAGCGUUAUCGAGAUCUUUAAAGGUGUGAAACCUUCAGGGCUCACGUGCAGCUCCAGCGAGCUCGAGCUCAACGAUCAUCUUAAAGAAUACACGAACGCUUCGACCGAGACUCUUAAUCGAUAUUAGUUAUACAGAUAGAGAGAUACGAACAAUAUUUUUUUUUCCCCUCCUUAGCGAGCAUCAGUAUUAAUGGUAAGAAAAUACCGUGGUGUUUUCGUUAAAGGCCAGGUUAUUACUGCGAGGCAAAUAUGCUACUUUCAAAUUUAGCCAAUUAAAUACUUUGUAUAUAUAUGUACGUACAUAAAAUAUUUAUGAGCACAAGCUAUUAUGAAAUUAGCAUGUAUCCUGUAAAUGUACGCAAUAUACACAGUGUAAUAUUUUUGUACUUACAAAAGGCGAAAGCCUACAUAUAUUCCGAUACAAAUGUACACUUCAAACUUAUUAGUAAGUGAUACUCUAUCUAUUCAAAUUUAUUCGAAUUUAGAUAGGCGUGCAAAAUGAUCUGCGUUGUUGGUAGUACAAGUCGUAGAAAAAAAUGUAUGCAUUUCUGUAUAUAUAAAAAAUAGAUCGAAAGUACAGGAAAUUAAACUUUUUUCGUAAUUAUUCGUUUCAACGGGCACGCGGAUGAUUUUAACUUCGACAUUAAUCUUGGCCUUCACGAAGGUCUUGGCAGUCACGCUCCGCCCACGCAUUCAUUUUGCAGUAAAUAUAUAUUCAAAUUAACGUAUCUUCUAACAAUCUAGUUUGCAUACUCUAUUCGUUAAUAAUUUUUUAAU